GCCGCCUGGAGUCCCGUCUCUCACCGGGAGAUUGAUCGUGAACGCGCGGACAUGUCCGCCUGAGACCCGGCCUCUUCCCUCCGGAGCAGCGGGUCGAAAUUACGCGCACAUCUGGAUUCUUUCCUUUUUGCCUUCGGUGCGUAACAACUGGUCCAAGUGGGUCCAGAGGAGGAGCCGAGCCGCAGAGCCGUGCACGAUGGAGGAGGGUUGUUGAAAGCUCCGGGAAAGAGUCCGAUCCAAUGCGUCCGGAGCGGCCGCUGGACGCAGCAGAGAGAGACACAGGAGGACAGGAGGACACUCACCGGCCGCUGGACGUCCAUGUCCCCGGCACCAAGGAUUCCACUUCCUGUGACAUCAUCACACCAUGCCUGAGGGGUCACGGCGUGGCAGCCAGCGAUCGCCCCGUACUUCAGCCGCCAAGCGUCCCUCCUCAGCCUCGUCUCUGAGUGGGAUUGUGGGUAGGAUGAUGUCGUCCGGUGAACGAGGAGCCUCGUCCUCCUCCUGCACCUCCGUCAACACCGUCUGCUCAGAUGGCGAGCGCCCCGCCUCCCUCUCCUCCUCCACCUCCUCAGCCUCCCUGCAUGACGCUUCCCACUCCUCCUCGUCUUCCUCCUCUUCCUCACUGCCAUACGGCGCUGUCCCGGCCUAUAACGCCUCCUCGUCCUCCUUGUCGUCCUCUACACCAAAACGGAACAGCUCGGACAUCAGCCUGGACCUCACUCCCUUGGUCACGCCACAAGGAGGAGGAGCUCCCGGAGGCGGUGUCAGUGUGGCCAGGGCAUCGGGAGCAGGGCACCCUGUUGAUGGGCACCUAGCUAAUGCUAAUGCUAAUGACGCGGCGGAGGCAGUAGCCACGCCCAGGCGGCUGUCGCGGCUGGAGAGAGUGGUGAUGGAGAUCGUGGAGACGGAACAAUCCUAUGUCCGAGAUCUGAAGAGCAUCGUGGAGGAUUAUCUCGGCUGCAUCAUCGACUGUGGCGCUCUGCCUCUGAAGCCGGAGCAGGUCAGCACUCUGUUCUGCAACAUCGAGGACAUCUACGAGUUCAACAGUGACCUCCUGGAGGAUCUGGAGCGGAGUCCUCACGCUGCAGCCAUCGCUGAGUGCUUCGUAGAGAGGAGUGAAGCAUUCGACUUCUACACACUCUACUGCAUGAACUACCCCAACUCGGUGGCGGUGCUGAGGGACUGCAUGAAAAACGAGAGUCUGGUUCGUUUCUUCCAGGAGAGACAGACGACUCUGAACCACUCGUUACCUCUGGAGACGUAUCUGCUCAAACCAGUGCAGAGGAUCCUCAAAUACCACCUGCUCCUACAGGAGCUCUCGAAGCACUUUGAUAAGAGCGUCCCCGGGUACGAGGUCGUGGAGGACGCCAUCAUCACCAUGACCGCGGUCGCCUGGUACAUCAACGACAUGAAGAGGAAACAGGAACACGCAAUCCGGCUGCAGGAAAUCGAGUCCUUGCUGGUGAACUGGAACGGGCCGGACCUCGGCGGGUUUGGAGAGCUGGUUCUGGAGGGUUCCUUCAAGGUCCUGAGAGUGAAGAAAGAACGAGCGUUCUUCCUGUUCGAUAAGAUGCUGCUGAUCGCCAAGAAGAGGCUGGAGCAUUUUGUCUAUAGCACACACAUAUUUUGUUGUAACCUGCUGCUGGUGGAGACGCUGAAGGACUCGCUGUGUUUCAAAGUGUCGGACCAGACCAUUCCCAAACUGCAGCACGUCGUCCAGACGAAGAACCAGGAGGAGAAACGACUGUGGGUUCACUACCUCAAGAGACUGAUCGUGGAAAACCAUCCGGCUUCACUCCCACAGAAGGCGAGACAAGUCCUGGGAGACAACUUCUGUCAAUCGCCUCACUUUGAACAGGACCUGAAGAAGUCCUGCGCCUCGCCACGGCCGGACGACGUCCACGGAUUCCACAGAGGACGACGCCAAUCAGAGCCUCCAGAGCUGCUGACCUACACACCCGAGAAGUCCAGGAAGAGUCUGCCACUGCUGCUGGACGGAAACCUGCCCUACAGACGCACCAGGAGACAGUCAGCUCCGGCUAAAGACAUUGAAGCUGUGUUUCAUCCCAACGCCUUGAAGCCGGCCGGCAGCGAGGGCGAGCUGAGCCAGGCCGACGCUCGGGGCUCGGCCGGCAGCAGCAGCACGCUGGCUUCCUCUGUCAUCGAGGUGGAGGCUGAACUGUCAGAACAGCUGCCACGUAAAAACAAGGAAAAGGAAGAGGAAGAAGAGGAGUUGACGUCACUUAUUGCUGCUCCUACUCUGUCCAUCACCGAGGAGAUCCUGGAGUUCAUCAACCAGAGCAGAGCCAGGGAGGGACUCGCCUCCAUUCGAGCAGGUCCUGGAGGAGCUCAAGGAGAGUCCGACUCCAGCUUACCAGACCAACUUCACCUGCCCACUGCCCCCAGCCGCCUGCCCCUCCAGCCCAGUGCAGAGGACCUCAGGGCCGGAGGAGAGGGGAAGCCCAGUAGGGGAGGAGGACAGCGCCCUCCACAGUUUGACCGGGGGCUCUGCGGAUGA
Platichthys flesus (European flounder) is the source of this 2518-nucleotide messenger RNA. It is a transcript of the gene plekhg2, whose product is annotated as pleckstrin homology domain containing, family G (with RhoGef domain) member 2. Bases 365 to 2518 code for a protein of 717 amino acids. The transcript has 19 exons. Gene Ontology annotation, molecular function: guanyl-nucleotide exchange factor activity. Lineage: Eukaryota; Metazoa; Chordata; Actinopteri; Pleuronectiformes; Pleuronectidae. The record is from RefSeq and is a predicted model, not a curated record.